Molecule: messenger RNA, 435 nt
Organism: Sphaeroforma arctica JP610
Lineage: Eukaryota; Ichthyosporea; Ichthyophonida
Exons: 1
Coding region: 1-435 (144 amino acids)
Source: RefSeq, a predicted model, not a curated record
AUGGCCUCUCCGGCACUCACAAAUCUUGGCGAUGGCCAAAGUGAAGCCAAGGAACAAAUGCUGAGCCUGUAUAUCGACCAGCAGUUUUGUAGCAAGAUCCAGCUGAACAUGCUUUCUGGCAUGCAAGGCAUCCACAUGCGGCUAGUGGCGAUGGCCACGCUAUAUGCGGAUGAAUGGUACCAUUUGCGCAAAGACACCUCGCAUGCAGCAGUCGCAGCGUUUGUCCGUGCACUGCGGAAAGAUCCGCAGGUGACGGUGCAUCCCUUGCAGGAACUCCUCAUCUACAUGGCGAGUAGAUCCUUGUUGAAUUUUUUUCUAGAUGAAUCACCUCGUGAUGCACAAACAUCAGCGGAAACUGCGGCCUUUUCAGCCAACAACGUUGGUAUCCCAGAACGAAAGCUUUUUGGGGAAGAGUGCAACCCCUCUUUUGCGUAG